Molecule: messenger RNA, 711 nt
Organism: Funneliformis mosseae
Lineage: Eukaryota; Fungi; Glomeromycota; Glomeromycetes; Glomerales; Glomeraceae
Source: the annotation of a GenBank genome assembly
AUGAACAAGUCAAUCGUCAUAGACUUUGUUAGGGAAAUCCCUCGUAUGGACAUUAUAUCGCGUUGGUUUCAAGACGCUUUUAUCGUAGUGAUCGGACAUGGCCUCGUGGUAUAUCUCUGGCAAAAGAGAAUGUGUGAAUUCAUUCUGAAUUCACGUAAACGACCAAACGGGCAGCAAACGAGGAUGAUUUAUAACGACCAAACGGGCGGGUCCCAAAAACGCGUUCAUGAUCCUAUGACGCUAUGCCCCUGGGAUGGGGCCGGUGAACUUUCCGGGCUUGCUAACGACCAAACGGGCGGGUCCCAAAAACGCGUUCAUGAUCCUAUGACGCUAUGCCCCUGGGAUGGCGGUCGUAAACGCCAGGUUCGAGACGAUAUUAAAGUUGAUAUUGACGAAGAAGGACCUUCAAAUUAUGAUGAUGAGGAAAAGAAAGUUUCCGGUGGUCGUAAUGGUUUCGGUGCUAAAUUAGCAAAUAUAUACAAUUCUGAGUUCAUUUUGGAAACAGUUUCAAAUGGCAAAAACUUUCAAGAACAAUAUGAUCGUAAUCGACAACUAAUUCUCAUUACCUGUUCUGAAAAUGCUUGUGACUACACGUGGGUCAUCUUUAGAUCCGAUCUUCAAAAAUUUAAGAUGACUCGGUUUGAUGAUGACAUCUUCUCCCUCUUAGCAUACGAUUUGGCGGGGUGUGUUAAAGAAGUUCAAAGUUCUUGA